AUGGCAUCUCUCUUCGCCCUGCUCGCUGUCCUAGGGUCAGCCUCAGCCAGCGUCGUCCCCUCUUCAUCCACCCUCAACACCCUCCUCGUAUCUUCAACUUCUCCCUCAUCCCAACUCACACAAUGCCUCAAGUCCUCAUACUACGGUACAUACGGCGGUCAAGCAUCAACACAAGAGCACAUCUACCUUCCAUCCGAAGACUGCUUGCUUGGUGAAUCAGCUUUAGAUGGGCUCAGUGCAGGCUCUCUGAUCCCAUUGAAUUUCGAUAUAUCAGAUGAAGCGGGUAGGAUCGUAUGGGUCGGACAAGCUGGUGUAGAUCCUGAAUCACUUCCCAGUGACUCCUCAGUGGAUGCAUGGAGCAUUAUAUCCAGCACAUCGAGAGAAUUCGCUCUUCUUUCGUCGCCUGACUCAAAUCAACAAGUCCUAUCGUCUAAGAAAUCCCAAGUCAGCUCGGAACCUAUCAGGCUCUUACAUCAAUCACCGACCUCGCUACUCCUCCACGUGCCUCGUUCAUACCUACCAAUGAUCGACACCUUCCUUCCCUCUCAUCUUGUGCCCGUCGCACUACCCUCUAAACCCUUACCAGCUCUUGCAAACGGCUGGGACCCGGUUCCUUCCCAAUUCGCGAGACACUUGGCAAACGUAACGAAACAUCUGAGAUUCUCCCCCGAGAUCGAUAAGAUUGUCUCAGAAGGUAUAGAGCUCAAUCAAAUUAGAAGAGAUGUAAGGUGGCUUACAGGGGAAGCUCCGAGUGGAAUCGUUUCUAGACAUAGUUUCACCCCUGGUGCUGUGAAAGCUGCUCAUUGGAUCAAAGACAAAGUAGAAGCUACGGGAGCGAAUUGUACCCUGCACACGUUCAUCGAGGGAUACUCACCGAAUGUCAUCUGUCAUUAUCCCUCAUCCCUCAACUCGACUGAACAUGUCAUACUUUCCGCGCAUUACGAUUCGAGAGGAUCGUUCGGAUCGACUCGCGCUCCAGGAGGGGAUGAUGAUGGAUCUGGAACGGGCCAUCUGCUUGGUGUGGCCCACGCUAUAGGUACACAAGGUGUCAAGUUCAAGAAACAGGUCGUACUAGCUUUCUUUGCUGGUGAAGAGCAAGGUUUAUUGGGUAGUCAUGCUUAUGCUGAGCACCUACAUGAAAAGAACACCACCAUAUUACUUCAAGUGCAAGCUGACAUGUUGGCUUACCACGCUCCUGGAGAACCCCUACAAAUUGGACUACCAGAAUCGAUCCACCUCCCGGAAGCCUCCCACUUGAUAGGUAACCUAUCUCAGAUCUAUUCUCCUGAAUUGGUGGUAGGCAAGACAGCAGCCUGUUGCUCAGACCAUCAAUCGUUCAUAUCGUAUGGUUUCCCCGCUACUCAAGUGUUCGAAAGGAACGGUUGGAUCGCCGAUCCCUACUACCACAAUUCGGGUGAUCUCUCUCAAAGGGAUAAUUACGAUUUUGAACAGGUCGUGUCGAUCGCUAAAGUCACUUUGGCGGGAUUGUUGACUAUUGCGGGAUACAAUUUGGAGGAAGGUGUAUAA
Messenger RNA from Kwoniella botswanensis, 1527 nucleotides. RefSeq lists its product as uncharacterized. The record is from RefSeq and is a predicted model, not a curated record. The coding region runs from base 1 to 1527 and encodes 508 amino acids. Gene Ontology annotation, biological process: proteolysis. The transcript is spliced from 4 exons. Gene Ontology annotation, molecular function: metalloexopeptidase activity. Lineage: Eukaryota; Fungi; Basidiomycota; Tremellomycetes; Tremellales; Cryptococcaceae.